Molecule: messenger RNA, 1540 nt
Organism: Paramuricea clavata
Lineage: Eukaryota; Metazoa; Cnidaria; Anthozoa; Malacalcyonacea; Plexauridae
Source: the annotation of a GenBank genome assembly
AUGAAGGAUUUCUUCGACAAUUUCGAGGUCUCCGAACCUCUGGAACCUCGUCAUGCAUUCUUUGGUGGAAGGACUAACGCAACACGCCUAUACUACGACGUCCAGCCAGAAGAGAAGAUCCGCUAUGUCGAUUUCUGCAGCCUCUACCCAUGGUAUGUAUCUUGUUAAAGUCCUUUAACUCAAACGUGCUUGUCGUUAACCUUCUUAAGCAAUUUUUAGGUGUAACAAAUACGGCGAGUAUCCAAUUGGCCAUCCUGAGAUUAUUACUGAGAACUUUCAACCUAUCAGUGACUACUUUGGUUUGGUGAAAUGUUCUGUGCUUCCUCCUCGUGCCCUAUACCAUCCCGUCCUCCUUUACCGUACUCAGGGUAAAUUGAUGUUCCCGUUGUGUCGUACCUGUGCCAACAACCUUCAACAAGAGCCCUGCCAUCACAGCGACGCCGAGCGAACACGUCAUGGGACGUGGGUGACUUUGGAGCUCGAGAAAGCACUGUAGAAAGGCUACGAACUGGUGAGAGUCGACGAAGUUUGGCACUUCUCCGAGCACACGGAUAGACUGUUUAAGGACUAUAUUGAUACGUUCCUCAAAAUCAAACAAGAGGUAAGGUUUCAUCACAUGUGUGAUAUUGUCACAUCAUUAGUUUCUUAUUAUUCCUUUCUCUUUUGCAGGCGAGUGGCUUUCCGCAGGGAUGUGACACCGACGAGAAGAAGGGGCAGUACAUCGCUGACUACGCCGCAAAAGAAGGUAUUCAGCUGGAUCCAAGACAGAUUGUCCAGAAUCCUGGUCUGAGGGCGUUGGCGAAGCUCAUGUUGAACUCUUUUUGGGGUAAGUGCAAUGGCAAAUUGUCCACUAACGGUAUUUGUUUUUCCUAGGGGAAAAACAAGUGUUUGUUAAAAACCUAUCAUUUCUUGUAGGAAAGUUUGCGCAACGACCCAACAUGACCAAGGUCAAAAUCAUAUCGGAUCCAGCUGAAUAUUUUGACCUCCUAUCCAGCGAUCAGAUUAACGUCACCGACGCGAACUUCAUCAAUGACGAGCUCAUCGAAGUCCACUUUGAAAACGUUGACGAAUUCGUGGAAGCCGAUGGAAAGACAAAUGUGGUCAUCGCCGCGUUCACCACAGCCCACGCCCGCCUCAAGCUCUAUGGUGUCCUGGAGCAGUUAAAUCGCCGGGUCCUGUAUUUUGACACAGACUCAGUAAUUUAUGUUUCAAAGGAAGACGAAUGGGAGCCGCCGACGGGAUCCUAUCUUGGUCAGCUAACAGAUGAGUUAGAUGGAGGUUACAUUACCACCUUUGUGUCUGGAGGUCCUAAAAACUAUGCCUACGAGACAAGCACAGACAAAACAGUAUGCAAAGUUAGAGGGAUCACCUUAAACUACAGGACUGGCAUAGCUGAGAAGCCUUUUCACAAAGGUGGGACUUUCUAAAGAAAGGAGGGACUUUCUAAAGGGACAGUCGGCUAUAAUAGGGACUAAUGUUGGUAAUUAUGUUCCCAUGGGGACAUUCGUCUGUGCCGGGGACAUCCGGGGACAAACAUUAG